Messenger RNA from Pseudovirgaria hyperparasitica, 1644 nucleotides. RefSeq lists its product as uncharacterized. The record is from RefSeq and is a predicted model, not a curated record. Bases 1 to 1644 code for a protein of 547 amino acids. NCBI's taxonomy places the organism in Eukaryota, Fungi, Ascomycota, Dothideomycetes, Acrospermales, Acrospermaceae. The transcript is spliced from 2 exons.
AUGUUUCUGCCUGCUCUAGAGUCUGAGGUUCCCAUCAUCUAUAACCUUAUGCUCGAACUGCAGCCUCCAAUUCCGCGUAAACGUCCUCGGUCAGAGCCACCGGAGCCCAACGAAACGUCGCAGCCUGUAUCAAAAAAGCAGAGACCCAACUGUCCCUGUCCAUCUCUGCCACCGCCCGCAUUUUGGGACGACUUAUCAAAGAUCUGGUUGACCAAACGAGCAUUGAGAGAGCUAGACCGAAGAAAUAUUCAAGCUGCUCCAAGCCUGCCUCGUUCACCCCAACGACGAGACCGCCGACCAGUCGCCUCAAAAUUCGUCGCUGGCCAGAAUCGAAAUUGCCCAGCUACACACUACGCGGCUCACUAUAUACGUCUCUGUAAGCCGGAGACCUUGAAAGAUAUAAAGCUAUUUGCCAGAAACGGUGGUCCAGACCUAUCGGACGUGAGGAACUACCCUGAGGCUAUACCUUCUUCGACCCCUACAAUGAGCCCAAGCCGUUCGAGGUCCCGGGGUCGACAACGGGGCUCUGCAACUGCCCCAAGCACUAAGGCUACCACAGAUACGACGAGAACGAAGAGCACGGGGGUAUAUGACCGUAACUUUCAGCAAAACCUCAUCGAUUACAGUAUAUAUCCUUCUGAGUACAUACACCCCGCCGGCCAUGCAGCCCCGAAUCCAAGGAACUGGCGGACAAUCAAUCAGCGAUUAGUACAACGUCGACCUUCUCUUUCCCCGUCCAAAUUCGGGGACGAGGACUAUAAAGGGUUUAUGCAAGCGGAUGCGAAUGCCUCCAAAGAAAAGCAAGUGUCAGAAUCGGUAAUUCCCAUUAUCGAGGGUAAGGUUAGAGACGCGAAAUGCCGUUCAGGAGGAAUCCCGUUUACUAACCUCGACCCCCUGACGAACGGCACGCUCAAGCCUGGUAACCCGGACUUGUAUUACGGCGCCCGUCCAGAACAGCUUAGUCGAGCCGUCCGCGACGAGAUUGGAGGCCGUAUAAUCCCUUCGACGCAGCACGAUCUUCCCCUGGUACCAAACUUUUUCCUAGCAGUGAAAGGGCCGGACGGAUCAGCUGCGGUGCUUAAACGACAAGCUUGCUACGAUGGUGCGCUAGGAGCGAGAGGUAUACAUAGCCUUCAGUCGUAUAGAAGUGCCGAGCCCACUUACAACAAUAACGCAUACACUAUAACCUCUACAUAUCAUGCUGGCACGCUGAAGAUGUAUACCAGCCAUGUUGCCCAACCGCGGAGUCCUGGAGGCCGUCCGGAGUAUAACAUGCACCUACUAAAGGCGUGGGCUAUGGAUGGUGCUCCGGAGACAUUUAGACAAGGAGCCACAGCGUAUAGGAAUGCAAGAGACUGGGCAGAAGAGCAGAGGGAUGAGGCAAUCAGACAAGCGAAUGAAACCUCGGUAGAAGCUGAGGCGCCGACCAGCAAUGCAGGUGCCAGUCCAGUCCCAAGCUUUGUAACGGCAGUCUCGGAGACAGAAGCCUCCCCUAUGCUUCCUCCAGGCCCUGAGGGGUCCAAUACUUCAGUAGAUGAAGACCUUGAGGAUCACGCACAUCCAGCCAAGCAUCCGAUAGACCGUUCAAAGACCCCUCAGGCACGGCGUAAGCGACGCCCUGCAGGCGAAUCUGAUGGGACAUGA